Molecule: messenger RNA, 2135 nt
Organism: Sapajus apella (tufted capuchin)
Lineage: Eukaryota; Metazoa; Chordata; Mammalia; Primates; Cebidae
Gene: GLT8D2
Product: glycosyltransferase 8 domain containing 2
Exons: 13
Coding region: 1086-2135 (349 amino acids)
Cellular component (GO): Golgi apparatus
Molecular function (GO): glycosyltransferase activity
Source: RefSeq, a predicted model, not a curated record
ACAUUGGAGAAAGGGAGUCCUGACAGGGUAGCCCCGCCCCCACCCCGGCGACGUGGCCAGCGGCCACCCAGGGCAACACACCUUAGGGUGGAAGGACGCUUCCCACUGACCACAUCUCUCGUCCCCACCCAGAGCCUCCCGUUCGGUAUUUUGAGGAGAAGCCACAGCAUCUUCCUUUACGUCCACUUUAAUUGAGCAUCUAGGAUGUGUGGGCGAGGCAGUGUCACAGGCAACGUGAGAGAAGCUCGGGUAGAGAUGCGAAGAGCUGGGAGCGCAGGGCGGGACCUCGCAGAAGAGGGUGCGGGCGGGAGCCUGCCUCGCAAGCCCGGGCCACUGGCGCCUCUCCGACCGUUACUGGGACCCGGGCAGGGAAGAUCGCUGCAAAGCCUGCCAGGCGAACCGAGGGCAGCUUUGCGGGGAGCCAUGCCAGGAAGCCUGGAAACCGUGAGCCACGAGAGAACAGCGUUGUUUUGUUUUAAUGUUUUGCACUUAGCCAGAGGAAGUCUGGCUCAUCCGAGCCGGCCAGCUGAGCACAUCUGGAAGUGGUUUCUGGGACCGCCCCUCUCUGCCAGCGCUACUCCUGAGUUCCCAGCGGCUUCGCGCAGAGGUGGAAGAAACCCAAGCCGCUCGAAAGUCAACGCAAGCAAAGGGGGGUGCGAGUCGGGGAGGAAUAUUCUUUUGGAAACGUAAUAUUGGCCUUGGGGCUCUCCAGCCCUUUGGGACUUCCAAUGGGAUCUUAGAAGCAGCCGAUGCAGCGUGAGGGCAGCAGCCCAAGGCCAGCCACGAUUUGAAUGCUCUGCCUUGCAGCUCUUCUGGACCGGGGAGCCCAAAGCCCUAUCCUCACCAUUCACCAGAAUCUGUCUUAGGAAGCUGUUCUGAGGAUCUCCAUCCCCUCAGGAAGAACUGGCCAUUGUGGAAAUCUAAGUCCUGUGAAGAGCAGCGUGGAGGUGGGCUGAGGUUAGAAGGUGGAGAGCGUGGAAGAAGAUUGUGGGUUGAGUAUUGGACAUCUGUUCUUGAACAGUCCCUGGGCCUGCCAUAGGAAAGGAAGUUCUCCUGAAUCACAGUUCUUAUCUGCGUGAACACACAUGGCUCUGUUACGAAAAAUUAAUCAGGUGCUGCUGUUCCUUCUGAUUGUGACCCUCUGUGUGAUUCUGUAUAAGAAAGUACAUAAGGGGACUGUGCCCAAAAAUGACACAGAUGAUGAAUCAGAGACUCCUGAAGAACUGGAAGAAGAGAUUCCUGUGGUGAUUUGUGCUGCAGCAGGGAGGAUGGGUGCCACUAUGGCUGCCAUCAAUAGCAUCUACAGCAACACUGAUGCCAACAUCUUGUUCUAUGUAGUGGGACUCCGGAAUACUCUGACUCGAAUACGAAAAUGGAUCGAACAUUCCAAACUGAGAGAAAUAAACUUUAAAAUCGUGGAAUUCAAUCCAAUGGUCCUCAAAGGGAAGAUCAGACCAGACUCACCGAGGCCUGAAUUGCUGCAGCCCCUGAACUUUGUUCGAUUUUAUCUCCCUCUACUUAUCCACCAACACGAGAAAGUCAUCUAUUUGGACGAUGAUGUAAUUGUACAAGGUGAUAUCCAAGAACUGUAUGACACCACCUUGGCCCUGGGCCACGCAGCGGCUUUUUCAGAUGACUGCGAUUUGCCCUCUGCUCAGGACAUAAACAGACUCGUGGGACUUCAGAAUACAUAUAUGGGCUAUCUGGACUACCGGAAGAAGGCCAUCAAAGACCUUGGCAUCAGCCCCAGCACCUGCUCUUUCAAUCCUGGAGUGAUUGUUGCCAACAUGACAGAAUGGAAGCACCAGCGCAUCACCAAGCAAUUGGAGAAAUGGAUGCAAAAAAAUGUGGAGGAAAACCUCUACAGCAGCUCUCUGGGAGGAGGGGUGGCCACCUCCCCAAUGCUGAUUGUGUUUCAUGGGAAAUACUCCACAAUUAACCCCCUGUGGCACAUAAGGCACCUGGGCUGGAAUCCAGAUGCCAGAUAUUCGGAGCAUUUUCUGCAGGAAGCUAAAUUACUCCACUGGAAUGGAAGACAUAAACCUUGGGACUUCCCUAGUGUUCACAACGACUUAUGGGAAAGCUGGUUUGUUCCUGACCCUGCAGGGAUAUUUAAACUCAAUCACCAUAGCUGA